AUGAGCGAUUCCUCGGAUGACGAUCAGCCCUUUAACCUUCGCGAUUACGAUGAUGAAGACACGGACGAUGAGCGACCCAAUAAGAGAAGAAAGACCACUUCGAGGGCUCUCCGCGGCCGUGGAUUGGGAUUCGUCAAGUCUACUGGCGCUGAAGAAGAUGAACAGGGCGAAGAAAACGAGGAGGAUGUCGACGGCGAAAGACCGUCCAUGCGCAUGGGUCUCGGCGCGGGCGCAGGCGCAAGACCAGGCAUGGGAGGCUUUCGCAGCGCAUUCAACAUAGGCGAAUACAACGCCGAAGAGGCAGAAGCAAGCAGCCCUCCGCUGCAGAAAGACAUGUCCCCUCGAAGACAGCAAGAGAAAGCAAGCGGCACGGGUCCUUCGGCGUUUGGCGCAGGCGGGCGCAUGAACAAGAACUCGUUCGCUGCGCGCAUGAUGGCCAAACAGGGCUACGUCGAAGGUCAGGGCCUAGGAAAGUCAGGUCAGGGCAUAACAGCACCCAUUCAGGCGAAGGUACUGUCAAGCCGGGCUGGGUUGGGUCAGGGCAGCGCAGCACCAGAACCUCCUCGGAAAAGACAAGAGCCAGGGAAAGAGAAGGUCUCCUCAAAAGCAUCCACACCGGGGACGAGCACGCCACGACUCAGAGCGCCACCUAAGGCCAAAUAUGCUGUCGGAGCGAUUGAGUCGCGGGGCUUGCACGUCCCUGAGGCGAUUAAACAAGUCAUUGUCGAUGCUACUGGCGCCGAAACGAAGACCCUCACAUCGCUAUCUGGCUUUUCAACUCCCACGCGAGAAGCCUCACCGUCCCACAGCCUCGAAGCGGCAAAGGCCACCUCGCGCAUCAAGCUGCAACUCCAAGCCUUUGCCGAUGCGUGGGACUCGACAAAAGACCAAGAACUUCGGCUUGAGCAGGAAGAAACGCAACUGUCCGCAGCGUUGGUUCUCCACGAGGAAGAAGUCCAACGGUAUAACGACAUCAUCUCCGCUUUCGAGCGAGUGACGGUCGACGACUCAAACACGGCCCGCGACUGGGACGCCUCCAUCUCGCGCCUGCGGUCCAUCCAGACACGCUUCGCCGACUCCAUCAGCGACCUCUCCUUGCCGGAACUCACAGCCUCCUGUCUAGAAACACCUCUCCGCCGCGAACUCCUCGACUGGGACCCUCUCAGCGAACCACAAACCUCGCUCAUAACCUCCCUCCAAUCAAUUUCGGAAUUACUGGAAAUUGAGAAAUCCACCGCCUCAAAACACCGCAAGCGAACCACCUAUUUUGAAUCCCUCCUGCUUCUACACUGGUACCCGACGAUGCGCACCUCGCUCACCAAGGACUGGAACGUCUACGACCCAGACCCAGCAUACACACUGAUCGAGUCCUGGAGACCACUUCUCCCGGCCUGGCUCCUCCGCAAGAUUCUGCACGAGAUCGUCCUCCCACGUCUGGUCGAAGCAGUCAAACGGUUUCCCAAACCCGUCGACCAACCAGCCACAACCUCGAAAAAUAUAAGCAGCAGCAGUAGUAAAAAGGCAAGAAGCCCACCAGCACCAGACCUACACACCUUCCUCUUCGACUGGUGGACCCUCCUCUCCAGCGAGACUCUCCAGCUCGACUCCUUCCUCGAGCUGCGCUCGCUCGUCAAACAGAAAGUCACGACCGAGACGUGGCCGCAUUGGAAACCUUUGCUUGGGUCGCGCAAAGCUAAAGCGUUACCUCUGCCGCCGCUAGCGCCCACACCGUCAGCCCCUACGCGCGUCGCCACGGAUGUGGAAGAGAUCUCCUUCCGCACCAUUGUCGAGGAUUGGGCCUCGGAACAUAAUCUGUUGCUCACGACGAGCCACAAAUCCGACGCCUUCGGCCGCCUGCUGUACAGACUGCAGGACGCGGAGCGCCGCGGUCGCGGCAUUCUCAUCUACCUCGCUGAGGAUAUCGUGUUCGGGGCCGAGGAUGGGGAGCCCUAUGCGCUGGAUGAUCGACUUGUGCAGAUGGCGAGGGGGAAGGGGAAAUGA
Messenger RNA from Cladophialophora yegresii CBS 114405, 2001 nucleotides. RefSeq lists its product as uncharacterized. The transcript has a single exon. The coding region runs from base 1 to 2001 and encodes 666 amino acids. The record is from RefSeq and is a predicted model, not a curated record. NCBI's taxonomy places the organism in Eukaryota, Fungi, Ascomycota, Eurotiomycetes, Chaetothyriales, Herpotrichiellaceae. Gene Ontology annotation, cellular component: U2-type post-mRNA release spliceosomal complex. Gene Ontology annotation, molecular function: nucleic acid binding. Gene Ontology annotation, biological process: spliceosomal complex disassembly.